Triticum aestivum (bread wheat) is the source of this 393-nucleotide messenger RNA. RefSeq lists its product as uncharacterized. Lineage: Eukaryota; Viridiplantae; Streptophyta; Magnoliopsida; Poales; Poaceae. The record is from RefSeq and is a predicted model, not a curated record. The annotation marks the transcript as partial. Gene Ontology annotation, molecular function: DNA-binding transcription factor activity. Gene Ontology annotation, cellular component: nucleus. The transcript has 3 exons. Gene Ontology annotation, biological process: regulation of DNA-templated transcription.
AUGCUGCGGUGGAGAGUUCCCCUUCCUCGUGGCGGCAGGUGCUGGUGGUGGUUGCGCCACGGCGCUCGUCUCCCGGCCUGCUCCGACGCGGCGCAGACCUUGCCGGAGCCGCCGCAGAUCGUGGACGCCGCCGUGGAGCCCAACCUCGUCUCGAGGACCAACGACGGUUGGAGUGACUUAAUCAAGCGCUACGAGGGCAUAAAUCAUGGUGAAUAUCUGAAAUUGUUGGCGGAUAUCACAACAUUGAGGCAUGAGCGUGACCACCUAGAGGCCAGCGUGAGGAGGCAGACAGGAGAAGACCUACCGUCCGGCGCAACCGCGGCAGAGCUCCGCGGUCUGGAGCACAAGCUAGAGUGCGCGCUAGGUAAAGUCCGUGAAACGAAGGUAUGCGUG